Molecule: messenger RNA, 1164 nt
Organism: Trichosporon asahii var. asahii CBS 2479
Lineage: Eukaryota; Fungi; Basidiomycota; Tremellomycetes; Trichosporonales; Trichosporonaceae
Product: endoplasmic reticulum protein
Exons: 4
Coding region: 1-1164 (387 amino acids)
Biological process (GO): cellular response to misfolded protein
Cellular component (GO): endoplasmic reticulum membrane
Molecular function (GO): Hsp70 protein binding
Source: RefSeq, a predicted model, not a curated record
AUGUACAGCACGCCCGAGGGCGAGAAGAUGGUGCAGAUCAUCGAGGAAGAGAUGUCGUCGUACUCGUCCUCUAACGGCCCGCCUGAGAGCGAGAAGAGCUCCGCGAGCCCGAAUGCGGGAGGAAGUACGGCCAAGGCGUCAGGCGUCGAGGAGCACUACACUGCCAAGCAGAUGGAGGUCGUCACGCGCGUCAAGCGGUGCGGACACACGGCGUACUACUCGAUUCUAGCUGUGGAGAAGACGUGCUCGGAGAACGACGUGAAGCGCGCGUACAAGAAGCUCGCGCUGCAGCUGCACCCGGACAAGAACGGCGCCCCCGGGGCCGACGAGGCGUUCAAGAUGGUCUCCAAGGCCUUCCAAGUGCUGAGCGACAAGAACCUGCGCGCGGUGUACGACACGAAUCCGUCCAUCGACCCGACACAGCGCGGCGGCGGCGGCGGCGGCGGAGGAGGGAUGGGAGGCAUGGCGCGGGGCUUCCCGCAGGGAGCCCAGUUUGCGUUCCAGGACGGCGGUAUCGACCCGGACGACCUGUUCAACAUGUUCUUCGGCGGGGGCAUGGGGGGCGGGAUGGGUGGAUCCCCCUUCGGUGGCGCGCGGGUGUACACCUUUGGCGGGGGCGGGCCGACAUAUCAUCGCCGCCGGCCUGGAAACGCGUACGCGCGCGCCCAGCAUGGGGAAGAGCAGUCCCCCCUCCUCGCGCUGCUGCCUAUUGGUCUUUUGAUCCUCUUCAUUCUCUUCUCGGUCAUCCCGUCUUUGUUCGCAGGACCCUACCAGCCCGACCCCAGCUACUCCUUCAGCCCCAGCUCGCAGUUCGACACGCCCCGCCAUACCUGGCAGCGCUCCGUGCCGUAUCACGUCAACCGGGCCGAAUUCGAGGCAUCGGACAUCUACAACUCCGUCCCCGAACAUAAGCGCGGGGAGAAGAACAGCGGCCUCUUCAGUAGCAAGAUGCGCGCGUUCGAGCGCGGCGUCGAGGAGAACCAUAUCCGGCGCUUGCAGGCUGAGUGCCAGAACUUUAACGCGCUCAAAAACCGCAAGAUCCGCGCCGAGGCGGGCGUCUUUGGGCUCGGCGCGGAUUAUGACAAGAUUCGCAAACUGAGAGCAGAGACGAACUCGGCGUGCGAACAGCUUAGGCGGUGGGGACUGCCGCAGCAGGCGUUUUAG